UCCGGUCGCUGCUCCAUGCGCUCUCUCUGGAUGCCGGAGGAAACUCGUAACAACUCGCGUUAUCAUCGGCGGUUAGUUCGAAUCUCGCGCGUUAUUCACUCUGAAUUUGUUCAGUGUUUUUUUUUUUGUUGUGUGGUAUGUAUGUGGACUUUGGUAGUGUUUUAGUGUGUCAACGUUAGGCCGAUAUUUGAGCAAUGAAGAGUCAAAAAGUAACAAAAAGUUCCAAGUACACGCAAGCCUCCCCGAGCGACGUGAUCGAGUACCAAAACAUCCCCCAAACGAUCAUCCCCUUAUCCCCCCAAGGCACCACCAUCAUUAACGACCAUCAGGACAACAAAGUAACUUACGCGGAAAGCGUGUUUUACAACGUGAACCAGAGCUCGGAGCUACUCUUGAAAAACGCCCCGCCCUUAGUCGAACACCCCGCACCACCCCCGAGGCCACCCUCAAAGUCCAAACAAGAGAACGUGGACACGCUGUGCCAUUGCGUGCAGAACAAGGACGUGUGUCGGCAAAAAUCGCGAUUCGACAUCCGUGAUGAUGAUGGUCCGAUCGUGCUCACUCGGUCGUACUCGUCGUUGCCUCGGGUCGCCGCACCUCCGAGGCACACGUACGUCUGCGAACAGAACCAGCGGAUCCUCAGGGAAAUCAAAACUGCCUCGUUGAGACGCAUGCAAUCGCCGGAAAUUAUUAAUAUCCAUCGGGGACCGACCGGUGUGUUCUACGACGGUUACGGUGUCGAACAUUGUGCGGUACGACCCUGUGAUAUCCGUGAGGACUACUCGAGUUUGAGGAGGGGACAGUCCGUGAGGAGUACGAGAAGGAGUCAGCAACAACACGCCAAAAGGCGUCCCGACGGCGACGGCAUGGACGCUAGCCUGGAAGAGUCGGGAAUCGACGGUGAGAUGAUGCUGAACGCGUCGGAGCGCCACCUGCAGGACUGUCAAUGCGCGUGCGAUCACGUGGUCUACGGCCCUACGGCCUACACUUGUUUACAGGUAGCAGAAGUGAUUUUUGGUGAUUCAUAG
This is a messenger RNA of Anthonomus grandis grandis, 1028 nucleotides long. RefSeq lists its product as uncharacterized. The record is from RefSeq and is a predicted model, not a curated record. The coding region runs from base 195 to 1028 and encodes 277 amino acids. The transcript has 4 exons. Lineage: Eukaryota; Metazoa; Arthropoda; Insecta; Coleoptera; Curculionidae.